Messenger RNA from Ochotona curzoniae (black-lipped pika), 1310 nucleotides. It is a transcript of the gene COMMD10, whose product is annotated as COMM domain containing 10. The transcript has 7 exons. NCBI's taxonomy places the organism in Eukaryota, Metazoa, Chordata, Mammalia, Lagomorpha, Ochotonidae. Bases 23 to 631 code for a protein of 202 amino acids. The record is from RefSeq and is a predicted model, not a curated record.
GCGGCGGGCGGGGAGCGCGAGCAUGGCGGCGUCCGCGGCCCUGAUCCUGAGGGAGGGCCCCAGCAUGAAAAAAGCGGUGACUCUGAUAAAUGCCAUAGAUAUAGGAAGAUUUCCACGGCUGCUCACCCGAAUUCUUCAAAAACUUCACCUGAAGGCUGAGAGCAGCUUCAGUGAGGAAGAGGAAGAAAAACUUCAGGCUGCCUUUUCUCUGGAGAAGCAGGAUCUUCACCUCGUCCUGGAGACGGUGGCGUUCAUCUUAGAGCAGGCGGUGUACCACAGCGUGAAGCCGGCAGCUCUGCGGCAGCAGCUGGAAAGCCUGCAUCUGCAGCAGGACAAGGCGGAGGCGUUCGUGCACACCUGGGCGUCCAUGGGCCAGGACACGGUGGAGAAGUUCAGGCAGGGCGUCUUGGCGCCCCACAAGCUGGAGACCGUGGGAUGGCAGCUUAACCUUCAGAUGGCUCAUUCUGCGCAGGCGAAGCUGAAGUCUCCCCAGGCCGUGCUGCAGCUGGGAGUGAGCGGCGAAGAUUCCAAGAACCUCGAGAAAGUUCUUGUGGAAUUCAGUCAUGAGGAGCUGUUUGAUUUCUACAACAAGCUGGAGACCGUGCAAGCGCAGCUGGACGCCCUGACGUGAUGCGAGGCCUGCCCUCCCACCGCGCUGCUGCCCCUCGUUACUGUGCAUUGAAAGCGGAUUGCCAGGUUGCGAUUUCUGCAGGCUUCAGCAGCUUUCCCUUUACACAUUUCAUAGCUUGUGACUGCUCAGACGAAUCGCCGUCCAGGGAGGUCGUGGUGAAGAGCUCCCGGGCUCUCACGUGGGUCCUGCGAGCCGGCAGCUCUGAAAGACGCAGACACGGGCACCGCCUCGUUUCUGACUGUUGCUCUUUGCUGGCCUGUUUAUCUGACGACCCCUUGUUGCCUCCAGAAAGUGUAGCCCAGCAGACAGGGCCACGCUGCGCGAGCACGGUUCAGAGAACAGAGCCCUGCAGCCAGAUGCUUCAUGCCAUUUCCCCUUGACUAGAAUGAGUGAGUUUUGCUUAGUAAAUGGCAAAGGAAAGGAAUUUAUAAUAGAACUAGUGAUAUUAUAUUGGUUAAUUCCACUGAGACAUCCUCCAUCCUUCUAGUGUUUUCUGAAUCUGAUGAUUUAAUAAUAGCGUGGAGUUUUGUUGCUUUUCUUGGUGCUUUACAUCCGUGAUGAUUCACUUCAUAGACCGGGAACAAAGUCAGGUCAUGAGUAAGGGGAAUUGUAACGAAUGCUAAAUGGACGUCCUUACAGCUUUAAAUGGGUUAUCUUUUAUAUUCUAUGCCUAUAAAUA